AUGCAGUGGUUCAGUCUUCUGGCUGUGCUCGCCUCCGCUAGCGCUGUCAAUCAGUGCGAUACUGCGUCGAAAGGUGGCGAGUGCCGGAGGCCAAACGGACAUUAUGGACCGGCCUUCCUGCAGUUCAAGAGUCUAGUGAAGCAGACGACCGGCUGCCAAGGGGACGACGGGACGCUUUGCACCCCUGAGGUGUCGAAAUGCGCGCCUUUCUCUGAAUGGCCUGAUGUGGACCGUGGUGUCACUUGUGGGGGCUGCAAAGCGCUAGUGCUUGCGGCACCUUAUCAAGGCCGCUGCGACCGGUAUUGUGCCAGCUUCGGGCAUCGAUGCACCGCCGCAGCAGAAGAGAAGUCGGAGUCUUGCGAGGCCGAGGAGGAGAAGCGUUGCGACGAGGAAAUCUCGGACACUUCGGACAUCCUUUGCACUUGCGAGCGCGAUGAUGGGACUCCCAGCCCCCCGACUCCCGGACCUGCCCCCGGCCCUGUGACAACCACCGCAGCUCCAACCACCGCAGCUCCACCCGCUCCUCCGAGCCCCCCAGCCCCUACUCCGACUCCUGCUCCUGCGGAGUGCUGGGCGGAGCUUCCAGAUUUGGCUACAGAGGAAGGCCGGAGCGUUGGGGAGGUACCCAGGGGCGCGUCAGUGUCGGCGUGCCGGCGCCGUUGCGAUGAGAAUGCCGAGUGCAAAAGCAUCUCCUUUUGCCCCGAGUGGGGCUGCUGGUUGAAGGAUCGGAGCUUCACGGGCACAGAGCCAACGCGGGAGAAAGGGUCGUGCAAGACGCACUUCAAGACAUCCUGCGAUGCGACGACUACCACUUCUGCGAGCUCCAAUCAAAACGGCUAUUUCAAGUUGCGGGUCGUCUCUUACAACAUCUAUUGGUGGAAUGCCUUCGGUCAGAACCCAUGGAAGGGAGAAAGGAUUCUGAACAACAUCAAGGACAACCUUGUUCCCGAUGCUAUUGGCUUGCAGGAGUGCGACUCUCGCUCUCGGGUCGAAGACGCGACCGGGCUCCAGCGCGCCUCCAAGUUUGCCGGGGCGCAGGGUGUGAUGGUGGACCCUUCUCGACUUCGCGUAGUGCCAGGCACUUCUGGUUCCGAGGACCUGCAGGCAACAGGUAAGUGGGGGCCCAGGCAUGUCACCUUCGUCCAGCUCGCCGACUCAACCACGGGAAGGACCUUCUGGAUGUUCAACACCCAUUGGUGCGUUGCCAAUGGCAAUGGCCGAACUUGCAACGAGGGCGUGCGCUACACUGGGGCUAAGAACAUGCUAAGGGUGAUUCAGUCGAAGGCCGGCAACGCCCCGGUAGUUGUGACUGGAGAUUUCAAUGCCGACAUGGACGAGGACGGCCCUCAGCACUUCUUUAAGAAUGGCUUCAAGCUGGCAGUCACUGAGUGGGUAGAUGCCAUUUUCUAUACAGAGCAACACUGGAGGCUAGUUGCACAGGGUAAGGGUGACGCGGCACAAAGUGACCAUCGCCCAAUCUUUGCAGAGCUCGAGCUCUUGUAA
Molecule: messenger RNA, 1503 nt
Organism: Symbiodinium sp. CCMP2592
Lineage: Eukaryota; Dinophyceae; Suessiales; Symbiodiniaceae
Source: the annotation of a GenBank genome assembly